This is a messenger RNA of Opisthorchis viverrini, 297 nucleotides long. RefSeq lists its product as hypothetical. The record is from RefSeq and is a predicted model, not a curated record. The coding region runs from base 1 to 297 and encodes 98 amino acids. Lineage: Eukaryota; Metazoa; Platyhelminthes; Trematoda; Opisthorchiida; Opisthorchiidae. The transcript has 3 exons.
AUGAGCCCCAAGAAGGGCGAAACCGGUCGUGGGCUAUCGAAGAGUUUUCAGCAACCUUCUCACCGAAUUUCACUGUCCAUUGAAGCAAUCAAGUCUCUGGCGGAAAAGUCUGGUGGAAUAAUUUCCCAGCAUCGCUGGGAUCCCGGGAUGCCUAAACGGGGCUCAAAACCCCUAGAAGGAAGCACGAGGACUGAGAUACUGCCAGGUUGCCCAAGCCUAGACAGCAGAAGUCCAGAGGCAGGGGUCGGGUUCGAACCACGGACCUUCCGGUCAAUGAAUUCACGCUCUAACCGCUGA